Messenger RNA from Mycotypha africana, 726 nucleotides. Its product is annotated as ras family-domain-containing protein. The coding region runs from base 1 to 726 and encodes 241 amino acids. Gene Ontology annotation, molecular function: GTP binding; GTPase activity. NCBI's taxonomy places the organism in Eukaryota, Fungi, Mucoromycota, Mucoromycetes, Mucorales, Mycotyphaceae. The transcript has 6 exons. Gene Ontology annotation, cellular component: endosome. The record is from RefSeq and is a predicted model, not a curated record.
AUGUUCUCAGAAGAGGAAUAUGAUUAUCUUUUCAAAAUUGUAAUUAUAGGCGAUUCUGGCGUUGGCAAAUCAAAUUUGCUUUUAAGAUAUACAUCCAACGAAUUUCAUAAAGAUUCAAAGAGUACAAUAGGUGUAGAAUUUGCUACAAAAACAAUAGAAAUUGAUGGUUGUCUCAUAAAAGCUCAACUUUGGGAUACAAGCGGGCAAGAAAGAUAUAAAGCCAUCACUAGUGCGUUUUAUAGAGGAGCAGUAGGUGCAAUAGUAGUUUAUGAUAUCACUCGCAGAUCAUCAUUUGAAAACAUCAAGCAAUGGGUGCAAGAAUUACGUGAGCAUACAGACACCGGAAGUCCUAUUCCACUUGUUUUGAUCGGAAACAAACUUGAUUUAACAAGAACAACAAAUACCAAUGAAGCCAAAGAAUACGCGGAAAGCCACGAUAUGUUAUUCUUCGAAACAAGUGCUUCUGAAUCUACAAAUGUGCAUUUGGCCUUCGAGACGAUGCUACAAUAUAUUUAUAAGGAGUUAGCAAAUAAUAACUCCCUGCUGAAAAUCGCAGCUAACAAUAAUACGGUGAAUGGACUGGUAAUCGGGAAGAGAACUAGUAGUAUCAUACCAAGUAAGAGUACAAUAUUAUUAUCACAGCCGCAACAUCCAUCAAUGUUGUACAAGAAGAAUCACCAAAUGUUAAAUGUCAGUGAAAAAAAUACAGGUAAAAGCUGUUGUUAA